Messenger RNA from Dromaius novaehollandiae (emu), 1750 nucleotides. RefSeq names its product leucine rich adaptor protein 1 like (gene LURAP1L). The transcript is spliced from 2 exons. The coding region runs from base 209 to 781 and encodes 190 amino acids. Lineage: Eukaryota; Metazoa; Chordata; Aves; Casuariiformes; Dromaiidae. The record is from RefSeq and is a predicted model, not a curated record. Gene Ontology annotation, biological process: positive regulation of canonical NF-kappaB signal transduction.
CUGCCAGCGGCCCUUAAAGUCGCGCGGCGGCGGCGCGCGAUGACUCGCCUCGAGGUGCCCGUGGCGGCGGCGCUGGUCGCGGCCCGCCGGAACCGGACCGGACCGGACCGACGGGGGUGGGGGGGAGGGAGGCUGGCUGUGGGCGAAGCCCUCCCUCAUGUCGGCGGCGGGCGGCCCGGCCGGCGGCCGCCGGUAGCGGAGCGGCGCUAUGGAUGCCGGCGGCCCGCCCGACCUCCGCGACGUCGAGCUGAAACUGGGCCGCAAAGUGCCCGAGAGCCUGGCGCGGCCGCUGCGCGGCGAGGAGCCCCCCGCCCGCCCCGCCGCCGCCCCCGCCGGGCCCCGCCGCCGCCGCGCCGCCGCCCUCGCGCGGCUGGAGACCAAGGUGCAGCUGCUGCGGCAGGAGAUGGUUAAUCUCCGAGCCACUGAUGUCAAGCUUAUGCGCCAGCUACUCAUCAUCAAUGAAAGUAUUGAGUCGAUCAAAUGGAUGAUUGAAGAGAAGGCUAUUGCCAGCAGAGGUAGCAGUCUGAGUGGCAGCCUGUGCAGCUUGCUGGAAAGUCAGGACACAUCCCUCCAGGGCAGCUGCAACAGUUUACAAGACGGUAGUGAUGGACUAGAUGGAAUAUCAGUGGGGAGCUAUUUGGACACUUUAGUGGAUGAUGUACCUGGUCACCAAACCCCCUCAGAUAUGGACCAAUUCAGUGAUUCUUCUAUUUUAGAGGACUCGCAGCCCCUGCAUAAGCAUCCUAAAAUUGAUUCUGAUGAGUACUACUGUUUUGGGUAAUAAAAACAAGUUCCAGGGGGCACAUGUGCACUUGUAUUUAUCUUUUUUCUUUGCUGCUAUUUUAUUUCAUGUGCAAAAAGACCAAACUUCUCUUGGAACGAAAACAUACUUUGAUUCCACUUUUCUGUUGCUCUUAACACAUUUUCUCUUAGGUGAGUUAGCAUCUCUUUUCCUCUUCCACUUUUCUUUUUCUUAAUUUAUUGUUGCAAUUUUUCUUGUUUUAAUUUUUUUAUAAUGCUAUAUUUACGAGUUUUUAAAAGUGGUGAAGGAAAAGCUUUAGCUUUAAAAUGAGACAUCAGGAGAUGAGAGCAUUGAUUUUUGUACUGGUUGGCAAUAAAAUGUCUUCUGAUAACCAUAUGUUGUAGUAAACUUUCUUGACUACCACAUUUUGCCUUUCCAAAGACACUGUUCUUAUUCAGCCUUAGGUCUUAAUAUUGACCUACAAAAUAAUACUGCCUUUUGUAAACAAUGAUAUUUGAUCCAGUUAAGCUGUUUUCAUUUGGAGUAAAAACUUUUCCAAACUUUUCUGUGUGGAGUUCCUUUCUUCAUGGAUGUUCUUAUCAUAUUUGUCCAUUUAUGACCUUAAACUUAAAUUCUUGGCUUCACCAAUGGUCUGGAGAGGUGAGUUUCAAGUACUGGAAACUCUACAUGAGAGUAUGUUUCAUUUCUAUGUUGACUGCCUUUCAUCUUCAUUGAACUUACUGCUUUUAUAGGCACAGUGUAUAUCUGGAAAAAAAUGAGGGAGGCAUCCCAUAUUCAGAAUAUCCAAUUUUAAUACUUUGGAUUCUGGGCCAAAAAUCCUUGGCAGAGUUAUUUUUAAAAAUAUAAUUUAAGCUCUUGACACUUUUUUUUAUCCUGAAACUUUGAGGGACUUAACUGGGCAUGAUGAAACAUUUUGCAGUAAGUGUCUUGCUAGAGACCAUGUCCUGUUUUAUUUGUUACACAAACAUAAACUCUGUUCCUUCACAA